Molecule: messenger RNA, 3337 nt
Organism: Podarcis raffonei (Aeolian wall lizard)
Lineage: Eukaryota; Metazoa; Chordata; Lepidosauria; Squamata; Lacertidae
Product: cyclic AMP-dependent transcription factor ATF-7
Exons: 12
Coding region: 196-1644 (482 amino acids)
Biological process (GO): regulation of transcription by RNA polymerase II
Molecular function (GO): cAMP response element binding; DNA-binding transcription factor activity, RNA polymerase II-specific
Source: RefSeq, a predicted model, not a curated record
GGCCCCACACUUCACCACAGCAAGACUUGGGGGCCGCAGCUCGGGGCUGUGUGGGGAAGAGCCCCGUUAGUGGCGGCGCCAGGCGGAGGGACACGGGACCUCAAAGCGGAGGGAGGGGACAAAAACGCCCGGUCCUCUCAAUUCAACCCCCUCCCUCCCUUCCUUCUCCGGUCCCGAGCUCAGCUGUGAAAAAAUAUGGGAGACGACAGGCCAUUUGUGUGCAAUGCCCCAGGCUGUGGACAGAGGUUUACAAAUGAGGACCACCUGGCUGUUCAUAAACUCAAGCAUGAAAUGACACUGAAAUUCGGUCCUGCCAGAACGGAUUCAGUCAUCAUAGCAGAUCAGACGCCGACACCGACCCGUUUUUUGAAGAACUGCGAGGAAGUUGGCCUCUUCAAUGAGUUGGCAAGUUCAUUUGAACAUGACUUCAAGAAAGCCACAGAAGAUGAUGAGAAAAAGUGUUCUGGACCCCUCGAUAUGUCUCUACCUUCUACCCCAGACAUCAAAAUAAAAGAGGAAGAACCAGUUGAAGUGGACUCUUCCCCUCCAGACAGUCCGGUAGCAAGUCCACAGUCACCGCAGGCCAAGGAGAAGGAGAGCGCUUCAAAGCCUGUUAUCAUUUCUACGCCUACUCCAACCAUUGUACGCCCUGGGUCACUUCCACUGCACUUAGGAUAUGAUCCUCUGCAUCCCACUCUCCCUUCUCCAACUUCUGUCAUCACCCAAGCUCCACCUUCCAACAGACAGCUUGGAUCUCCCACCAGCUCUGUACCACUUGUCAUGCACCUUGUGAAUGGACAGACCAUGCCCGUCCUUCCUGGCCCUCCCGUUCAGAUGCCUUCUGUCAUAUCGCUGGCAAGGCCUAUAUCUGUGGUGCCAAACAUUCCUGGUAUUCCCGGCCCUCCAAUUAUCAGCAGCGGCUCCAUUUCACCAUCAGGCCUUCCAGUGCACUCAGAAGCUAAAAUGAGGCUAAAAGCCAGCCUGACGCAAGGAGUUACUUCCUCACUAAAUGGCAGUGGCAUGGUGGUGGGUUCAGCAAGCACAAUGGUGACGUCUCAUCCUGAACAGGGUCAGAUACUCAUCCAGCAUCCCGAUGCACCUUCUCCAGCCCAACCACAGGUUUCCCCAGCUCAGCCCACACCUAGCACAGGAGGCAGACGGAGACGCACAAUGGACGAAGAUCCAGACGAACGCAGGCAGCGUUUCCUGGAACGGAACCGGGCUGCCGCCUCCCGCUGCCGCCAGAAGCGCAAGCUCUGGGUGUCAUCCUUAGAGAAGAAGGCGGAGGAGCUCACAACACAGAACAUCCAACUAAGUAAUGAAGUUACAUUAUUACGGAAUGAAGUUGCUCAACUCAAACAGCUUCUGUUGGCUCACAAGGACUGCCCUGUCACUGCAUUACAGAAGAAAACACAAGGUUAUCUUGAAAGCCCCAAGGAGAGUUCUGAGCCCACAGGUUCCCCGGCUCCUGUCAUCCAGCACAGUUCUGUGACGGCCUCUCCCAACGGGCUGGCUGUCCGCUCUGCAGCCGAAGCUGUCGCCACAUCAGUCCUCACUCAGAUGGCAAGCCAAAGGACAGAACUGAACGUGCCCAUACAGUCACACGUCAUUAUGGCUCCCCACUCCCAGUCUGCUGGCAGAUGAUGUCGCAAAAUGUGUGACAUAGAACUAACCAAUAAGAACUUGCAGCUGGAGAGACUGAUCAUAACUAAGCCCCUCGAUCGAUAUGGGGUGGAUACAUUUUUGUUUUUUGUUUUUUUCUUAAAGUGAGUUAAGGGCAGCUACGGAGCUUCUAACUAAGUAUAUCCCCAUUCACAUCCUGGCCCAAAGUAGUGCGGUGACCAUCCUGUUUCUAAAGGAUGGCCUCAAAAUGAGCAGCUUCGCCACCCCUUAGGGACGAUCGGCCGUCGCAUGGAGUCAACAGCACACUUAGCCUUGCUCGGUGUGGUCUUAAAUGGUUAAUGUUCAGGUAUAAGUUCCACUAACACUAAGCCUCCCUUAGCUUGGUUACUUAUGGUGCUUUUCUCGAGUUGGCCGCUUUUUAGCAAAGGGAAGCAGCUCUUGGGAGAGGCUGUGGCGUUUUGCUGGUGCUGCCCGUUUUUAUGAAAAAAUUAGCACCCCCCCCCGCUGCUUUCUGACAUUUCCAGUGUACCCAUCGCCACCGCUGUAGCUGGCUUUCAAUUCUGCACUUUCACACCAGGACGGCAGCUCAAGGCUCUGAAGGUGGUAAGCUCCAUAACCUUGUAGGUUUGAUUUCCCCCAUUCCCAACUGUUCUGUGAAGCGAGCAAGCAACCUCACUCGUAGCUGCUGCGGUUGAGGGCUGUUGGUAGUCGCCGCAGUGGAAAUGGAAAACCUGUUGCAGGCAUCUCAGACUGCAGAGUCUGUAGCUGUGCAUCAGAUCAGAGACGAGUGCAUUAAUCGGUCACCUUUUCAUCUGGUACAGUUCCUAGCCCGGUUUGGCUGUGGAGGUAACCAUCAAAAGUACGAUGGGAAGUACCGGUACUUGGUGUUCCAGUUGUUAGGAAGAAUAAGCAGUGCUUCCGCUGGGCAGAAGGCAGAGCUGUGACACUCCAUGCACCCCCUCGCCUCUCCUGCACCUAGCAGAAUCUGAAUAAAAUUGAAACAAUUAGGAUCUGUAUGUGUGCAGAAUAUGCACCCUGACAGGGUCGCCCUAAGUUUGUCAAACUUGACUAGGCACCUGCUGCCUAGCGGAUGCCUCAUGCAAAGCUAAGCUGAGCUGAUGUCAGAGUUGCCCUGUUUUUGAAGGAGAGGCGGGAAGCCUCUCCAUAGGUCACACAUUUGAAAGGUUUCAAAACCCCUUUAACCCCUGCACAUUUCAAAGGAUCGCCUGUUGCAUUUAACCCUGUGAACUUGCUAAGACUGUGGCCUUAAAUCAUGGAGUGUCUCUUUCAAGGGCAAGGGGCUGGGAGGAGCAUUCUUUUCUGUUUUUUCUCUUCUUGCCCCUGCUUUGAGUAAUGAUGCUCCCGCCGCGCCUUCUCCCAACCACCCCUUUCAAAUGCAGGACUCUUAGAGCACUGGUGUCACAAGGGUAUAUUACGGGAAACAAAAAGUCUUGGCAUUUUAAAAGGGCGCUUGGAGUUGUUUUCUUCCUGUUGCCUCUGCUUGUUGCCAAAGCGCAUUUGUGUGUGUUGCGUGUGUCUUUUCCUCAAGUUGGCCUUGAGCUUUUGCUAACUGGGUAGCUGUAGAUAUCGAGCCUGCAUCCCUAGCAAGUGGGAGGCAAGCCUGGGACAAUUACGCUGCAGCUGUUAGAACAGAAGCCCAUCAAUGCCAACAUUUCCUUCAUUUCGUCUUCCUUAAAUAUGUUGUUUUUUAAAA